This is a messenger RNA of Aspergillus affinis, 1053 nucleotides long. RefSeq names its product velvet factor family protein. Bases 1 to 1053 code for a protein of 350 amino acids. The transcript is spliced from 4 exons. NCBI's taxonomy places the organism in Eukaryota, Fungi, Ascomycota, Eurotiomycetes, Eurotiales, Aspergillaceae. The record is from RefSeq and is a predicted model, not a curated record.
AUGUAUGCGCUCGAAGAACGAGCGCACCCACCGCCGCCGCCGCCCCUCUCCAUGGAUCGAAUCCCUCCUCCGGCGUCGGCAUACCCGACUCCAGGCUCUGCCGGACCGAUCCAAACGUCAAGUCAUCUGGUGCCGUUCUCGGGCAUCGACGAGAACAAUCGCACCUGGUCCCUUCAGGUGGUACAGCAGCCCGUCCGCGCCCGCAUGUGUGGCUUUGGCGACAAGGACCGGAGACCUAUCACACCCCCGCCUUGUAUCCGUCUCAUCGUACGAGAUGCGCAAACCGAAAAGGAGAUCGAUAUCAACGAACUUGACACUUCAUUCUACGUCCUCAUGGUAGACCUUUGGAAUGCGGACGGGACUAGCGAGGUGAAUCUGGUGAAGCAUUCGGCCACCUCUCCGUCAAUAUCCACGGCUAUGUCUUCCUCCUACCCGCCACCGCCUCAGAACCCUUACCCGCAAUACCCACCAAACGCCUACGGCCAGGUUCCAGGAUACCCUGCCAUGAGCAACUACUACGGAGGGAACCCCCAAAUGCCGUAUGCGAACUAUGGCGGCAACCCGCAAACUCCUUACUACCAACCACCAUACUAUUCGGCAGGUGGUCACAUGCCGCCAUCGAACAUGUCUCCCGCACAACCCGUCAGCGCUGGACCGGGAGGCAUGUUCACGCGAAACCUCAUCGGAAGCCUAAGUGCCAGUGCCUUCCGGUUGACCGAUCCCGACAACAAGAUUGGAGUGUGGUUCAUUCUGCAGGAUCUGAGUGUGAGGACCGAGGGAGUUUUCCGCCUAAAAAUGAGCUUCGUCAACGUCGGCACGGACUCCGCCAACGGAGUGACAGUGAUCAAUCAUGGAUCUCCCAAGAUCCUGGCCUCCGUUUUCUCCGAGCCCUUCCAGGUUUUCUCCGCCAAGAAAUUCCCAGGUGUCAUUGAGAGCACAACGCUGAGUAAAUGUUUUGCCCUCCAAGGCAUCAAAAUUCCCAUUCGCAAGGACGGAGUCAAGGGCUCGCGGGGGCGUAACAACGAUGAUGACGACGGGGACGAUUAUGAUUAA